CCAUGAGUAACAACUCAAAUCGUUCUGCUGGACUCAACCAAAAAAUGGCUGGGAUGUCAUUCAAUGAUAAAGAAAACAAGCCCAACCAACAAGCAGCUAGCAUCGGAUGGCAGAAUGUGAGCACAUCCUGGAAUAAUAACAGGAACAAUACAUCCCGUCACGGUAAUCAGAGACCAAGUCAGCCUGGAAACUAUGCUGGUCAUAAUCGACCUAAUGCUCAACAAAACCCUGGACACAAUCAAAGUUGGCAACAAAAUCCUGGUAGACCAACUGGGACCGGUGGCUGGGGAAGCUCGCAACAAAACGCACCCGUAGAAAACACCCAAACUUGGGAAAGUGCACCUCUUCCUGUCACCAGAGCAGCACCUAGCAAUGCUGGCUGGGAAAACACGAAACCACCUGCACAAACGAAUACUAAGCAAGGAUGGGAAAGUACACAGCCUAAUAAACCUGCAGCCCCAGCGCCCAGCAAUGAUGGCUGGAGUAGCGCAAAGCCAGCAGCACCUAGCAAUAGUGGGUGGGGAAAUGCAGAGCCUAGCAAACCAGCAGCUCCAGCACCCAGCAAUGAUGGUUGGAGUAGCGCAAAGCCAGCAGCACCUAGCAAUAGUGGAUGGGGAAGUGCACAGGCGAGUAAGCCAGCAGCACAAGCACCCAGAAAUGAUGGUUGGAAUAGUGUAAAGCCAACUGCACCUAACAAUAGUGGGUGGGGAAGUGCACAGACAACAGCUGCAGCACCCAAGGAUGGUCGUGGUUACUGGGAAAAUGGCGUUCACGUCCUUGCUGCUCCUAAUCCUGAAUUGGAGAUCAAGUUGUUUGGUACUCCCGAAGCCACAGAAGUGACACACACUGGUAUAAAUUUCGAAAAGUACGCAGAUAUUCCUGUGGAAGUUAAGGGUGUCGAUGUACCAGAAGGUUUAAAGGAGUUCACCACACCUCCCGUCGAUAAACACUUGUUUGACAACAUUAAACGUGCUCGUUAUACAACACCAACACCAGUACAAAAACAUUCUAUUCCAAUUGUCAUGGGUGGUCGUGACUUGAUGGCCUGCGCUCAGACAGGUUCUGGAAAGACUGGUGGUUUCUUAUUUCCUAUUCUUUCGGCCAUGUUCCAAGAAGGCCCUAGAGAUCCCCCUAAAGGCGCAUCUGACAGCUACAUGUCCAGAAAGGCUUACCCUAGCGCUCUUAUUCUUGCUCCUACACGUGAAUUGACGUCGCAGAUUUACGAAGAAGCCAGAAAAUUUGCUUACAGAUCCUACGUACGUCCGUGUGUUGUAUACGGUGGUGCCGACAUCAGUGCCCAAAUUAGACAAAUUGGUCGUGGAUGUGAUAUUCUGGUAGCUACUCCUGGUCGCCUUGUCGAUCUAAUGGAACGUAAACGCAUUUCACUGGCCAACGUUCGUUACCUUAUUUUGGAUGAAGCCGAUCGCAUGCUUGACAUGGGUUUUGAGCCCCAGAUUAGACGUAUUGUCGAAGGCGAAGAUAUGCCUGGUGUCCAAGGACGACAGACUCUUCUAUUUUCGGCAACUUUCCCUCAAAAUAUUCAACAUCUUGCCAGAGAUUUCUUAAAAGAGUAUGUCUUCCUUUCUGUAGGCCGUGUAGGUGCAACUUCCGAAAACAUUACCCAAAAAAUCCUGCUUGUGGAGAAUGAUGAUAAACGUGUAAAGCUUCUCGAAGUUCUUCGUCAGCACAAAGAAAAGGGGUUGACUCUUGUUUUCACAGAAACCAAACGAACCGCUGAUUCGCUUUGUGAAUACUUGACAUUUGAGAACCUUCCUGCUACAGCCAUUCAUGGGGACCGUACCCAGUCUGAAAGAGAAGCAGCAUUGGAUGAUUUCAGAACUGGAAGACGCCCUAUAUUGGUUGCUACCGCAGUCGCUGCUCGAGGCCUGGAUAUUCCGAAUGUUGUUCAUGUAAUUUCGUUUGAUCUGCCAAACGAGAUCGAUGACUAUGUUCACAGAAUUGGCCGUACUGGCCGUGCUGGAAAUACCGGUAUCGCUACCGCAUUCUUCACCCGCUACAACAGAAACAUUGCACCUGAAAUGGUCAAACUUCUGAAGGAAGCUAAGCAAGAGGUACCUUCAUGGCUGGAAACUAUGCAGCCGGACCCUAACUUCGUGGCAUCUGGAGGCCGAGGAAGAGGUCGCGGUGGCCCAGGAGGUGGAUUCCCAAGACGUAACAGAGAUGAUGAUAUUGGACCCCGUUUUUCAAAUGUUAUCUUUAGAUAGAUUUGUUGCGUUUGGCAUGUACAAACUAAACUAUUAUCAGCUUCAGAUCUUUAUAUCCUACAUCUAUGCGUGUGUAUAUGUAUAUAUAAAAUAAUAGUAGGGACUUUUUCCAUUCUUUGACUUUGCAACAC
Messenger RNA from Phycomyces blakesleeanus NRRL 1555(-), 2356 nucleotides. RefSeq lists its product as hypothetical. NCBI's taxonomy places the organism in Eukaryota, Fungi, Mucoromycota, Mucoromycetes, Mucorales, Phycomycetaceae. Gene Ontology annotation, molecular function: RNA binding; ATP binding; RNA helicase activity. The transcript is spliced from 5 exons. Gene Ontology annotation, cellular component: nucleus. The record is from RefSeq and is a predicted model, not a curated record. The annotation marks the transcript as partial.